GGUGCCGGCGCCGUUGCCUAGGGAACGGGUUCCCGGCGGCCCCCGCGGCUCGGAGCCCAGCCCCGCCUCCUCCGGCGCGACCGGCCGACGCGAUCUGAGGGGCCGCGGUGGGAGCCCCCAGGCUCCCCUCAAUGCCGAGGAAACGCAGUUCCCUGCCCGAAGGUCACCUGCACAUGCCGAGACCAUGGCGUCAGCUUCACCGCCAGUCACGUUCCGGGAGUUCUGCCCCCUGUACUACCUGCUCAACGCCAUCCCCAGCAAGGUCCAGAAGGGCUUCCGCUCCGUGGUGGUGUACCUCACGGCGCUGGACACCAGCGGGGACUACAUCGCCGUGGGCAGCAGCAUCGGCAUGCUCUACCUCUACUGCCGCCACCUCGACCGCAUGAAGAAGUACAACUUCGAGGGGAAAACAGAAGCCAUCACAGUGGUGAAGCUGCUGAGCUGCUCUGAUGACCUGGUGGCUGCGGGCACAGCGUCGGGGAGGGUCGCCGUCUUCCAGCUGGUAUCCUCGUUGCCAGGGAGGAACAAACAGCUUCGGAGAUUUGACGUCACUGGCGUCCACAAAAAUAGCAUAACCGCUCUGGCUUGGAGUCCCAAUGGAAUGAAACUGUUCUCUGGGGACGACAGAGGGAAAAUCGUCUACUCCUCUCUAGAUCUCGACCAGGGCGUCUGUAACUCCCACUUGGUGUUGGAAGAGCCGUCUUCAAUUGUGCAGCUGGACUACAGCCAGAAAGUGCUUCUCGUCUCCACCCUGCAGAGAAGUCUGCUUUUUUACACCGAAGAGAAGGCUGUCAAACAGAUUGGGACCCAGCCACGGAAAAGUACUGGGAAAUUUGGUGCUUGUUUUAUACCAGGACUUUGCAAGCAAAGUGAUCUCACCUUAUAUGCAUCCCGACCUGGGCUCCGGCUGUGGAAGGCCGACAUCCACGGGACCGUUCAAGCCACAUUCAUCCUGAAAGAUGUCUUUGCUGGAGGUGUCAAGCCUUUCGAAUUGUACCCGCGUCUGGAGUCCUCAGACCGGGGAGGUUGCACUUUGCCCGAGAAACAUUUAGGGCUUGUUUCCUGCUUCUGUCAAGAAGGCUGGGUGCUGAGCUGGAAUGAGUAUAGUAUCUACCUUCUAGACACCUGCAACCAGGCCACAAUCGCUGGUUUGGAAGGCUCAGGUGAUAUUGUGUCUGUUUCCUGCACAGAAAAUGAAAUCUUUUUCCUAAAGGGAGAUAGGAACAUUAUACGGAUUUCCAACCGGCCUGAAGGACUAGCGACGAUAGCGCGCAACGGUCCAGAGGUGUCGGGAUGCGCAGAGCCCGCCCUGGUGCAGCAGGGGGAGAGGCCGGCAGGAGCCCCAGCUGCAGAGGUGAGGUUCUGCGGCUCCUCCGCCACCAGCUCCGUGGCCAGUGAGCCCAGGAGCAGGAGCAGCUCCCUCAACUCCACCGACAGCGGCUCGGGGCUCCCGGUGGCCCCAGAGCCGGCCAGAGGCAGCCAGCUCGCUUCACAGAGGUUCAGCGUCAUCAGCUCGGAGGACUUUGAGCAGGAGCUGGUGGUGAAGCCGCUCAAAGUGAAGAGGAAGAGGCGGAGAAGGAAGUCAGAAGGUGGGAGCAGGAGCACCUGUCACAGCUCCCUGGAGUCGACUCCUUGCUGUGAGUUUCCUGGCGACAGCCCCCAGUCCCUGAACCCAGACCUUCUGUCCGCGACCUCCAGCCUGUGCAGCAUCGCAGACUGCUCGGGCACAGAGUCCCCUGAAAUCGAGAGCUGCCUUAGCACUGAGGCAAAUGAGAUCCUUCCAGAAAACAGUGACCUGGAAGCACUUGGCAUCCUGGGGGUACCUGAGCCUACACCUGACCCUCUGACUAUGGAAAAUGACAAGGGAUUUGAAGUGCCAGGCUGGACCCACACCUGCGAGACUGAGGCACCCCCUGGGGGGACAAGUUCCUCCUUGCCCCCCAGGGAAGAAGAAGAAGACAGUGAUGUCACAGAACUGGAGGAAGAGCCUUGUCCCCUGGACCACAGUCCAGAUAGCAGAUUGUCAUCCUGCCACGAACAGAACAGCUCGGCGGAGGCCCCAGAGGUGGCGUGUGUGGACCCCCAGAGUCUUUUUACAGAAGCGCCCCUCCCAAACACCUCCAGGGUGCUGGCCAGCCUCGCCGGGGCCCCUGGUGCUGAGCACCGGCUGCCGGGGCCCAGACCUGAUGCCGGCAGAGAGCGGGGCCUCCUGACGCACACAGGCAGCCCCGCCCUCCUCGACUCGCACUCCCAGCAUGCUGUUGCCGCCAGUGACACUGGCCAGGAAGCUUCUGAACGUGACGUGAAUGGCAUCGGGGGACAGCAGGCUCUUCUGGUCACCACCGCGUCUGCCAUGGUCCGAGAGCCUCACCUGGAUCAGCCUGCACGGGACGCGGCGUCGACAUCCAGCGACGAGGAAGACAUCUAUGGCCACGGGCUGCCCUCCUCCUCCUCAGAGGCGAGCGUGGCAGAGCUGGGAGGCACAUGCUCUCCACAGGGCCUGAGCCAGCAGGGCACAGAUGCCACCAGGCUGCUGAAGUCAGACCAGUUUGCAGAAAGCUGGAUGGGCUACCCUGGCCCCGGCUAUGGCAUCCUCAGCCUGGCCAUCUCCGAGAAGUACAUCUGGUGCCUGGACUACAAAGGCGGCCUGUUCUGCAGCGCGCUGCCAGCUGCGGGGCUGCGGUGGCAGAAGUUCGAAGACAGCGUCCAGCAGGUGGCAGUCUCACCCUCAGGAGCCCUUCUCUGGAAGAUUGAGCAGAAGUCUAACCGAGCGUUUGCCUGCGGAAAAGUCUCUAUCAAGGGGAAGCGGCACUGGUACGAGGCUCUGCCCCAGGCCGUGUUUGUGGCCCUGAGUGAUGACACGGCCUGGAUCAUCAGGACAAAUGGAGACCUGUACCUGCAGACAGGUCUCAGUGUGGACCGGCCCUGUGCGCGAGCAGUGAAGGUGGACUGCCCAUACCCCCUGUCCCAGGUCACAGCCCGAAGCAAUGUGGUGUGGGCGCUGACGGAGCAGCGAGCCCUGCUGUACCGUGAGGGUGUGAGCAGCUUCUGUCCUGAGGGGGAGCAGUGGAAGUGUGACAUCACCAGUGAAAGGCAGGCUUUAGAACCUGUCUGUGUGACUCUCGGGGAUCAGCAGACACUGUGGGCCCUGGACAUCCAUGGAAACCUGUGGUUCCGAACUGGCGUUGUCUCCAAGAAGCCCCAAGGUGACGACGACCACUGGUGGCAAGUGAGCAUCACAGACUACGUGGUGUUUGACCAGUGCAGCCUGUUCCAGACCAUAAUCCACGCCACACACUCAGUAGCUACAGCGGCCCAGGUGCCUGUGGAGAAGGUGGCAGAUAAACUGCGCACGGCGUUCUGGUCACAGCAGCUACAGUGCCAACCGAGCCUCCUGGGGGUGAACAACAGUGGUGUCUGGAUCUCCUCGGGCAGGAACGAAUUCCACGUUGCCAAAGGAAGCCUCGUCGGCACCUACUGGAACCAUGUCGUUCCCCGAGGGACAGCUUCUGCAACUAAGUGGGCCUUCGUGCUGGCUUCCACGGCACCCACCAAGGAAGGGAGCUCCCUGUGGCUGUGCCAGAGCAGCAAGGACCUGUGCAGCGUCGGCGCCCAGCAGGCCCAGUCGCGCCCCUCCACCGUGCAGCUGCCCCCCGACGCUGAGAUGAGGGCCUACGCCGCCUGCCAGGACGCCCUGUGGGCUCUGGACAGCCUGGGCCAGGUGUUCAUCCGGACCCUCUCCAAGAGCUGCCCCACGGGCAUGUACUGGACCCGGUUGGACCUCAGCCAGCUAGGGGCCGUAAAGCUGACGAGCUUGGCAUGUGGAAACCAGCACAUCUGGGCCUGUGACUCCAGGGGUGGGGUUUACUUCCGCGUGGGAACCCAGCCUCUGAACCCCAGUCUGAUGCUUCCUGCCUGGAUAAUGAUCGAGCCACCUGUGCAGCCUGCUGGAGUCCCCCUGGUCAGCGUGUACGCCAGCCCCAACGACCAGAUGCUGUGGGCCCUGGACAGCCGGUGGAAUGUGCACGUGAGGGUGGGCAUCACCGAGGAGAUGCCCGUGGGGACCGACUGGGAGCACGUGCCAGGGCUGCAGGCCUGCCAGCUGGCACUGAGCUCCAGGACCGUGUGGGCCCGCUGUCCCAACGGUGACCUUGCCCGACGGUAUGGCGUCACUGACAAGAACCCCGCGGGGGACUACUGGAAGAAGAUCCCUGGCAGUGUGACGUGUGUUACAGUGACCUCGUCAGAUGAGCUAUGGGCAGUGGGCCCCCCUGGCUGCCUCCUCCAGCGGCUGACAAGGACUUUCAGCCACUCUCAUGGAGCCCAGAGCAGCCAGACCGCUGCCCAGCCCGAGGACCCAGAAGAUGAGUGGGAGGUCAUCUGAAGGACCAGCAGGCCACUCGGGACAAGACCGCGGGCACAGCUGGCUUCUUGCCACUCCGUCUGGGACACACCCUGCAGCGUUUGUCCACAUGCUUCUGGCCGAUGGACUCCCUCGAGCUCCCACUUGCACCAGGACCCCCGUCGAGGGGUCUCUAGGGAGUCUGCCAACUGCAGCCAGUCGCAUGCUCUCCAGUUUCCCACGUGUGCUCUGCCCUCUCCUCGCUGAGCCUCCAAGUCCUGCUGGGGGUGGACCCUGGCAGGACGGGUUACGGCACGCAGGGGCCACCAUAGACAGCAGCGUCAGUAGCGCCAGGCUGACCCGCACCCGAGGUCAGUGCUCAGCGACCCACAUGUGGCACGGUGAUGUCAUCUUCUUGGCUCCCGCCCAUCACCCUUGAGAUGUAGGUUCUGGCACAUUCCAUGCUCAGCGCUCCAGAGGGGAAUUCAAGGUCAUGCUCAGAGGGUGAGGUGCUGGACUGUGCUGGCAUGGAUAAUACACACACCACACACACACCCUCCCUGCCCACUCACAGGCUGGAAGUGCUCACUUCCUGGAGACCACACCUGGUGGAAAUAGGGGAGGCCAGCAGAUGAGACAGAAGCUGGACUGUACCUGUCGCCAGGUGGGGCUGCCCAGGAAGUGUGUCGGGCGUGAGGGCCUGGCCGUGCCAUUUCACCUGGUACUGUCUGGGGAGAGAGUCCAUUGCCACGGGUGACUUUAUGAAAACCAGGAGCAUCCUCAAAGGAUGCAUCUACUAAUUAUUGCCUUUUUUGUUUGUUAUAUUUCAAACCUGCAUAAGAUACCUCAUCUGAAAUCAAAUCUUAACAGACUUAAAAAUGGAUUUUCUGAGGCCAGCCUAAGACCUUCCAUUCCUUCCGCUGGUUUCUCCUGGGCUGCAGCUUCAGAAAGUGGGUGACCCCCACCCCACAUGUCCUCUGGUGGGGCAGUUCUAGGACUCUGCAUUUGGGUUGAGAUCCCCAGAUGGCAGAAGCCGGUGCCUGUCAUGAUCUGUGGCUGUGACCUCUUUAGAUGUCAGUCCUUGGGGCCAGUCCAAGGGCCCCUCUUCCAGCUGGCAUCUGAGUAGACAGCCCGCAUGAUCCUGCCGAGCCCACUGCUCCCUCCCUCCUGGAGGCAGCUCCAGGCUGGGUGCCAGCCUCGCUGCUGUUUUUAGCUCACAAGCCCAGGACCCUGCUCCUCAGCGUCCCUUUUCUACAAGUGAGCCCGGGAGCCCAGCCACAGAGAAGCGCAACAAAGUCCAUCCUUAGACACGACCCAGGCCCAGAAGUAAGGACAAGACAUGGAGACCCCAGGUCUGUCUUCACAGCUCAGUUUUAUAGAGCCCUUGUGUUGAGGCCUCGCGAAGGCAGAGACUGUGCAGGCCAGGACGGCUGCUGCUCUAUUCCCCGUGCCUUCCCCACUCUGGGGCGGCCACGCCCUCGGGACCCCGCGGGACUCCAGUGCAAUGAAACCCGGUCAAGGUCAAUCCCCUUCCACCCCUUGUGGCUUUUGUGUUGUGUCGUUUUCUUUCUGGUUUUGAUUUUUAGUUGUGCUUUGAGACAGUGCAAUAAACAAGACCUUUUCCAAACCUG
This is a messenger RNA of Erinaceus europaeus (western European hedgehog), 5973 nucleotides long. RefSeq names its product tectonin beta-propeller repeat containing 2 (gene TECPR2). Bases 185 to 4384 code for a protein of 1399 amino acids. NCBI's taxonomy places the organism in Eukaryota, Metazoa, Chordata, Mammalia, Eulipotyphla, Erinaceidae. Gene Ontology annotation, molecular function: protein binding. The record is from RefSeq and is a predicted model, not a curated record. The transcript is spliced from 20 exons.